Messenger RNA from Ceratina calcarata, 9357 nucleotides. RefSeq names its product A-kinase anchor protein 9. Gene Ontology annotation, molecular function: molecular adaptor activity. Gene Ontology annotation, biological process: signal transduction. Bases 225 to 8726 code for a protein of 2833 amino acids. The record is from RefSeq and is a predicted model, not a curated record. The transcript is spliced from 17 exons. NCBI's taxonomy places the organism in Eukaryota, Metazoa, Arthropoda, Insecta, Hymenoptera, Apidae.
AUCACCAGACGCUGUAUUUCUAAAGUCGACAACGGUCAGAUGUUUUAAAGCUACUGCGACGGUUGGUGACGGUUGGACACAUGGAUUUGAAAUGUAGUGGAUGACAAUCGUGGCUACUGUUCAACCUGUUCAAUCGACGCUUCAAGAACAAUCAAACUGUCGUGCGGCUCGCCCGAUUAUCAAUCAACUAAUCGACGCUAAUUGUUGAUCGGAUCUUUAAUGAAAUGAGCAACGCAACAGACGACGAUGAGCGGAGAAGACGCUGUUUGGAAGCGGGCAGAGAAAUGCUGGAAAAGUACAAGGCAGAAAGAGCAGGUAAAUCUCAAGGUGCUGGACCUAGUCAGACUGAUGAGGCAUCUGAUGAAGAAUCCUUCCACAAUGAGAAAUCCAUUGGGCACAGGGAAUCUUAUGCACAUGAGGGUAUUUCUUCAAGAGAUAUAACACAGAGUAGUGUCAGUAUGAGCGAAGGAGAGGCUGAUGGAGACUUGGAAGGCAUGGCAGGGAGAGUGGUUCAGUUGGAAGAAUUGCUACAGGGGAAGGAAGCUAUUGUGGAAGCCCUUAAUGCAGAGUUCGAUCACUUGAGAGCAGAGGCACCUUCUCCUAACUCUUCUCAAAGCCAGAACAGCAGUAUACACAGUAGAGAGGUCAUAUCUUUAUACCACAUAAAGCUGCAAGAGUUUGAGAAAGCGAUCAAUGAAAGGGAUAACCUGAUCGAGGAUCUCACGUGGCGGCUGCAGCUCGCCCUGUCUGCGAGGGAUAAUUUUGCUAGUCAAUUGAACGCCUUGAAUGCUAUGGAAAUACCUUGUAACGAUAAUGCUGUAGAUAAUAAGAGUUUACAAGAAAAGAUCGAUAGUUUAGAAGAGACACUCAACGAUCAGAGAUCGACGAUACAGAAGUUGAACGGGCAGUUAACUCAAAUCCAGGAACAUGUACGGACACUAGAAAUGGAGAAAGAAACGCGUAACGCGGAGGUGAACGAUUACAAAUUGCAGAUCGACGAUCUGAACGAGCAGAUACGUCUUAACGCUGCUGAUAGGAAUCAGAACAUCGCCGAGACGCUGGAGCAACAGAAACAGUACGAGACUCGGGUAGACAAGAAUAAACAAGAUAUGCAACAGAUAUUGAAAAAGUUUACCGCGGAAACGAACGCCAAUACCGCGCGCCAUCAACAGGAAUUGAAGGAUUUGUCUGCGAAACACGAGACGGAAGUAAUGAACAUACAAGAGAAGUACGAGGAACGUUUGAAACAAUUAAAGGAAGAGAACAAGUCUUUGGCCGAUCGUUUGAACAAGGAAUUGCCCGAUCUGGAAACCAGACACGCGAAAGAAUUGUCCAUCUUUCAAACGCAAUUGGCACAUUACAAGAAAACCGUGGAGGUUCUGAAACUGGAGUUGAUGAACCGUUCCGAGUCUCAGCAAACCGCUCAAGCCGAGUUAAACGAGUACAAAUCGAAGCUGAACGAGUUGAAGGUGCAAUCGGAGAAGUCGAGACACAUCCAAGACCUGGACCACCAAAAGGAGAAAGAAAUGCUGGGCGAACAGAUUAAAUUACACAAGAUUCAACUGGAAGAGAUCACCUCGAAGUAUCUCGCCGCGACUGCAGUCCUAGAAUCGAAGGAGAGUAUCGAGCGGUCAUUGGAGCAGGCGUUGACGAACGCUGCUACGUUGAAGGACGAGAACGAGAGUCUGAAGUUCAAGCUCGGCGACCUCUCCUCGCGAUAUUCCGCCGCGCAGUCAUUGAUAGAGAACAGCCAGUGCCAUGAGAGGACUCUGACCAACAGAAUCUUCGAUCUCGAGAAAUCGUUGUCGAGGCUCAGUGGCAUAAACGUGAGCACGUUGAGCGAGCUGAACGAGACCACUUACCAAACGAUGGACGAGAUGGCGAUUCAAUAUCAGAUGGCCAAACAGAAGCUCGAGGAAAAGGCUGAACUGGAGAAGCUUCUGGUUCAAAGGAUCGAGGGUCUCGAGGAGGAUGUACGCAAGUCUAAAGAAGAAUUGGAAGAGGCCGAUUUCACCAAGAAAUCUUACGAGAAGCAGCUGAAGGAUAUGAAGAACAUGUGCGACAAAUACAAAUCAGAAUUAAACUCUUUGAAGAAGGACGCGGAAGAGAGUAGUUCACUGUGUAGUCAGAGCGUGAACGAUCUGCUGCGGAAGACGGAGGAGGAUCAACAGGAGAUAAAGAAAUUGAAGGCGAGCCUCGAACAAAAGGAGCAAGAGCUUACGGAAUCUACAACGAAGAUGUUUGAGCUCUCGGAAAAAUUGAAGAAGUCCGAGGAGGAGUGCGACCAGUUGAAGAACGGAUUGACCGCGGCAUGGGCCCAGUGUGCCGAAGUGGAAGAGAGACUGAAUCAAACGUUAGGUUUAAGCGACAGCAAGCUGGAUAUGUCGGUGUCAUCGUCCAGUUUCUGCAGUGCCUUAGCGAAGCUCAAAACAGACGGUACUAAUAAUACUGCAAACGCGACGCACGAGCAAAGUAUAGAUGCUAGUAAAAUUGCCUACGAACAAAUCGAUGAUCUCAAUAGUAGUACUAGAAUAUCGUCUCUACAAUCGAAAUUAUCAUCCGUCCUCGAGGAGAACGACAGAUUGCUGAAGGAACUGGAGGACUACGAGGAGAUGAGAACAAAGUUGAGACACUACACGGUUUUAUCCGAGAAUCUUGCCACGGAGAAAGAUCGCAAGACUGAAGAGAAUAAUACGUUGAAGAAAAAAUUGGAGAGCAUGAAUUCGGUGCAGGAAUCUGUGAAUCAGUUGAGAUCGGAGAAGGACGCUCUGCGCAAGGAGGUCGAGGCAUUGAUCUGUGUGCACGACGAACAGAUAAGUGCGAUAAAAGCUGAAACCGCAUCCGAAAUGAGGAAAGUGCAGUCCUUCAUGUUGGGCGUCAAGGAGGGUACGACUGAAUUGAACGAUUUGAAGAACGAGCUUGAGAUGCGACACGCGAAGGAGAUGGAGGAACUACGGACGUACUUCGAACAAAAGUGUCUACUAAUGGAGAAACAAUACUCUGAAGAAAUAUUCAGUCAGCAGUCAAAGAAAAUGUCCGAUAACGACAGUGAAAUCGCUGACUUAACCGAGGGAAUGUAUUAUGGAGGUGGUGGCGAUUGUCUCCACGUGUCUGAACGCAGCUCGAGGAUCGCCUCGCCUAUAGACGAACAGUCGAAGCAGCCUGGCCAGAAUUUCGACGGCAAAGAGUUGGAAUACGAGAUGAAUAUGAAAGCUUUGCAACACGAAUUACAGAACAAAAUAAUCGAGGUGCAGGAGUUGAAGCUGCACUACGAGAAGGCGUUGGAGGAGCAGAAAAAUAUGUACGAGAGGGAAGUGUACGACUGCAAAACGAGAGAAAUACGCGAGGUGCUUAGCGAUGUGGUGAGUCAGCAUUGUCAGACAGAAUGGGACAUGGAAAAAGGUGAAUUAGCGCGACUCCGAGCGGCCUACGAUCAUCAAUUGGAAGAACAGGUCGCGCGAGCUAAAUCAGAUAUAGUGAAUGCGCUUCAGGAACAAAUCCAGGCUCUGCUGAACGCCGAGUCGGACGUCGAAGAGAAUUGGCCGGCGGAAUUAUUGGAGCUGCGCGAUAAACUGACCAACAACGCGAGGAUCGAGAUACAGCUGCUGAAGGAGACCCACGACCAGCUGCGGAUGACUAUCUUGGAACUCCAGCGAAAAUUGAUGAACGCCGAGAGUAAAAAGGAAACAAUUACCGAAGGCUACGGGGAGAAUUACGAUACCGGACCGGAAGUCACGCUGCAAGACUUUUCGCAGCUGCAGGAGAGAGCGAGACACGUUUUAUCGAAUGGAGGCGGUGAUUGCGGCGAUCUGCUGCAGCUGAUUGAAGAACUGUGCAGGCAGAGCGAUAAACUGAUGGAAGAAGGGAAACGCGAGAAGGAGGAUCUGCAGAAACAGCAGGUGCCUUUAGAACCUACUCCUACCCCAUACAUUCACAGGGUUCGCUGGCGAAAGAUCGAGGCAGCGGAUAAGCAAUUGAAAGCGACGCGUAGAUUCCUGGACGAGCAGGCGAGCGAGAGGGAAACCGAAAGGGAUGAGGCCGCGAAACAGAUUCAACACCUGCAAGAUCAGCUGAAAGAACGCGAACGCGAGAAGGAACGUGACCAGCGAAUCACGUCCGAGCAGCCUACACUAUCACCCGAAGAGUCAGACGUCACCGGGUUUCGAGCAUCCGAGAUCAAAGCAGCAGUGGAGAUCCUCGAAUCGCAGAUGAAAGAAAUGUCCUCUCUAAUGUCGGACACGGAGGCGAAGAAGACGGAAACGGAGAGCGAGCUGAAAGCAGCUGUCGACAAGAUUUGGGUGCUCAGAGAGAUCAUAACUGACUUAGAAUACCAAUUGCAAGCCAAGACUGAAAAGGAGGAGUCCUUAAAGAUGCAGAUUAGUCAAUUGGAAACUGUGAUCGCCGCGCAGACGAAGAAUCAGCAUGAGUUGGUCCAGGAGUUGGACGCUAUCAAGAUGGGCAGCGAGACCAAGCAACUGAGUGAACACAUCAAUCAUCUACAGGAGGAGCUGAGGAGACAUAAGUUAAGCACGGAACAGUUUAACGUGAACUCCGCCGCGUUGAAGCAGAUGAAAUCCGAGCUCCGCGACAUGCAGAAUCAAUUGGAUAAGAGAAUCAAGGAUAUGGAAUCAACGCAUAUGUGCAGCUCUAAUUUGAGCCUGAGCCACCCUAGCGAAGACAUCUCUAUCAGAGAUCAGAUAGAAGCCACGCGGUGUCCCACUCCGGACGACCCCACCGCGCCACCGAUGUUGCCAUUGGAUCAGCUGCUUAAAUUUAAAGAGAAGAUGAUGAAACACGCGCGAGUCGAAGAAGUGGCUUUGAAGAGGAUCAAAGAUCUCGAGUUGCAGGUCACUGCGUUGAAGAAUCAGAACGAAGAGUUGCAAGCUGAGCAAGAAAUCCUGCAGCAGACGGCUUCCGAGCAGCUGUUCCAGAUCGAGGCGAUGCGCGGCAGACUGGAACAACACAAGCAGAGCGCGCCGUUCGCGCAGAGGCAAGCCACGUCGCGUUUGGAGAUACAGCUGCACGAAGCGAACACGAAGUUCCAGUCGUUAGAGCGAGCUAUCGCCGAAAAGGAGUUAGAAUUAAAGGACUCCAGGGAUCAGUUAGAUAGAGUGAACCAGUUGUUACAAGAAAAAGAAGCGGAGAUAGCAAAUGUGGUGCAGAUGGAGGGCACGACGAUUCAGAAGCUGAAACAACACGUCGAAGUUCUCGAAGAGGAUAAGAAAAUUCUCCUGACGAAGCUGGGUAUCCAGGAACACGCACAAUUGGAGCUACCACGAUUGAUAGACAGCAUGUUGGCUGAUAAAAAUGAGGAGAUUGAUCAUCUGAAGGAGCAGCUGUCCAAGAAAGAAAAGCAGCUCGAUUUGUACUCCUCGUUGAACUUGGACGAAUCGCAGCUGAGAGAAUUAGCGCGGCAAACGGAGGCUAAGAAUAGCGCCCGCACUUUGAGUGAUAUUUUGUCUAUUCACUCGGAAUGCGAAGAGACUGUGGAAGCUAUUAGAGGAUCGAACAUGGCUCAGAAUUUACCGAAUAUGUCUGACUUCAAGCUUCCCACGUUAUUCGCUUCGAGCAAGAACAUGGAAGAAUCGGCUAUGCCUUUGACGGAUACCAGUAAAAUGUGUCUUCAGGUUCCUCUUCUGGAUCUCGGUUCUCAGACCAUUUCUGAGACGAAUCAACAGUCCGCAAUUCAAGACGCGUUGCACAGUGGUUUGGACUUUAAGACGUCGUCGGAGAACAAUAUCUCAGUUGAUAAAACUGAUCACGCUCACUCUUGGCAGGAGAGUGAGAAAUCUUCAGAAAUUCAACGCGUCACUUCAAAGAAGUGCACUCAAACGUCUGUCGACGAAGGCUUGAGGGAUAUAGAAGACUUAGAGAACCGAUUACAAACAAUCCAAGAAGAAUUGGCGAUAAAAUCGGCGAUUCUAAAUAAAAGAGAGGCAGAUUUGAACGCUCUGCAUAAACUGUACAAUGAACUGCAAGCGGAGUUCAAAGAAGUGGUGGAUACUCUUUCCAGGGACAAGUGUUUCUAUCAGAAUCAGUACGAAGUAUCCCGAGCCUCGGAGAAUAAGAUAAAGAAAGAUCUACUGGAAGUGGAGAACAUUCUAAAAUUGAGGAAUGAGGAAAUCGAGGAUCACAGGGACAAGAUGCAAAUGAACGAGAAGAUCCUGAUGGAGUUGAAAUCUGAGAACAAUAGACUGAAAAAGGACGCUGAAGAGAAGGAACAGGAACAGAUGAGGAAAUACGCUAAUCUGCUUCAAGAGAAGAUGAAGGAGUUGCAGAACUUCAGAGACGCGAUCCUGGAGAAGGACAUCACCAUUGAGACCAUACAGACUCGAAACAUCGAGAUUGAAAACGAGAAUAAACAACUGUACGAGUUUAAGACUAAAUACCAGUCGACCGUGCAAGAAUUGUUGGAGUGUCAGAACGAGAUUCAGAGAUUGACGGAGGGCUUGAACAACAGGGACCAGAUAAUUAGAAGAUUGGAGGAAAUGGCCAGGCGCAGCAGCUUCUCGGAUACGUCUUCACCGUCCAAUGAAAAGGACCAAGAAAUUCACCACUUGCAGGAAUAUUUGAAGGAGAAGGACAAAGUGAUACGACAGAUGAGCGACGACAGCAAGAGUCUUCACAAAGCUUUAGAGACUAUUCAAAAUAAGAUGAAGGAGUCCGGGAACGUGGUGGAGUUGAGGAAGAAGUUGAAGGAUGAGAGGAAACUAAAUACUGAACUGAGGAGCAUGGUCGAUACUCUCAGCAAGGAGGUGUCUGACUUGAAAUUGACGACUCAGCGAUCGCAGGAUGACACCGACAUCGAAGACAUGGUGCAGAGAGAAUUAAAUCUGUCAGCUGAUUUAGACAGACAGAUUCUGAAUGCUAUAGAGUCUGACGCGGAUGAGAAGAUCGAAAAGCAGUCACCCUAUCAAGAGCAAGAGCUGAGAAUGAAGCUGAGCCAGGCUAAUAAGAUCAACGAGGAGUUGAAGAAAAUUAAAGACGAUCUAGAAAUCGAGAGGGGUAUGCUGAAGUGUCAGAUAGCCGAAUACGAGGGACGUAUUUUCCAAUUGAAAUCAGAUUUAACGGAGGAGUCCAAGAAACUAGCCAAAUUGGAUGAAGAAUUGUCGUCUGAGAAGAACCUGGUGAGGACGUUGAAGAUUCAAAUCGAGAGGGAGCACAGGGCGAUGCAUUCCGGUCACGUGCAGGAUUCAGAGCUGAUCGAGUUUCUUCAGAGCAAACUGAAAACGUCGCUGGACAACGAAACGAAGCUCAGAAGCGAUCUAUCGCUUCUACGACAGGAGCACAAAGGCAUGCAGAUUCAGUUAAGCUUAAUGAAAGAGCAAGUGGCACAAUCGCAGAAGUAUGAUGAGCUACCGAAGUUAACAGAUCUCUUAGAAGCUGAGAGGAAUAGGCAUCUUUCGUUGAUGGAAAGCUUUGAAAAGAUUGAAAGGGAAAAUACAGAAUUGAAGGACACGCUGAAGAAAUUGCUGACAGAGAAGAAUCGUUUGGAGAAGCAGCUCGAAAUUGAGAUGGAGGAGAAGGAGAAAUUGUCAAGCAGCUUGACCUUGUCGGAGGAGCUCAAGGAUCAUAUGCAAACCGAUCUCAGGCGUACCAAAGAAGAACUAAAAUUGAGGGAGGACGAAUGUGAGUGGUUGCAAAAGAGAAUAAAAACUAUGUCUGACGCGGAGAGUAAAAGGCAGGAACAGAGGACUAGUGAACAUAAUGAGUUAAAGGCAUUGAGAAGGGAAAUCAAUAAUGCACGAGAUGUGAUGAUGGACCUGGAAGCCGAUAUGAAACAAUCGAAGAGAGAAUUAACCGAAUCUAUCGAGCGCGAAAUGAAAUUAACUGAGACUCUGGAAGCUAUCAAAGAGAAGGAAAGCGAGCUUCAGAAGAAAUUAUCUUCCGCCAAAGAGGUGGAGAAAAAGUUGAAGGAUACAAUAGCCGAAUUGCAGCAAGACUUGAAAGCUAGCACGAAGAAAGAGCAGGAGUUAUGGAAGCAAAUGAGAGGCGGACACUCCGACGAGAAGAACGUGCCACCAAAAUUUUUACAAAAAAUUGAAGAUCUCAGCGAGUCCAAUGAGAGAUAUAUCACAGAGAAGAGUGUACUUCAAGAGAAGCUAAUAAACGUGAUGUCGGAGAAGGAGCAACUCAGCCAACGAAUCAAAUUACUCGAAUCGCAGAUAAAACGAAACAAAGUCUCCCGGGAUCUUAACAUCCCUCCAGACUAUGUAGAAAAGUUACAACAUUUCUAUGGGAAAUUCCUUCGAGCAGACAGCAGACGGAAGGCUCUAACUUACCAGAAACGUUAUUUGUUAACUAUAAUCGGUGGUUAUCAAAUAUCCGAAGAGAACACUAUGUGUGUGCUCGCUCAGUUAACCAAAGUGGAACGAGCUUACGCUGUGAUCGAACGUAACAAGAAAUCGCCUAGGGUACGAUUCAGAUCCGUGGUUCACCUGCUGGUUAGUAUCCAGAGAAUGAAAUGGUUGAUAGUGAGAUGGAAUACUGGCAAACGAGUGGGUGCGAAAACUUUGCUUUGGAACGCGGAUCACUCCUUCCUGCCAGUUCCAGAACCAGCGAAUGUGAACCAUUCACCACCAGUUCGAGAAAAAUGUUCCCACAACGAGGACGGUGGGUUGGACGGUUUCGUGCUUCAACAGUAUUACCAGCGGCUGAAGAAUAUCCAACAAACGUUGGGUUUGGCGAUGUCAGAGGCUGGGAAUCGUCAGAUUAUUCCAGAAUAGUAUUACGGUUCUUUAAGUUUUCUAUGCGGUUGUGGACUGUGAGGUAACAUCAUGUCUAUUCAUUUUAUUUUAACGUUGGGAUUACCGUUUCCGUUUAUCGAGACAACCGGAAGCGUUCGAAACUGGGCAUUUCAUUCUUGUUAAAAUCUUUCGAGCCUCAGCCGUUAUUUUUUCUACCGAGUGUAUAUAGGAGUAUAGAAUAGGAAAUACCAGUUGUUGAACACGCGUUAAAUCCCUGCACCAAUUAUAGAUGACAAUGUUUGUACUUAUAAAUUUCAAUUGUGUUAAUCUGCCGUUAUUAAUUUCUCUACAGAUACUCUAAUAGUAUUUGCCCAUUAUUCGUUAGUACUAUCGGUCACAGAAAUUACUGACGUUGAAAUUAUAUGCACAAUACAUUGUCGUCUAAUACGAUUAUUUUUAAGAGUACUUUUAAGGGUUUCUAAAGGAUCAUAUUGAAAUGCUCGCGUGUCGUGUUUUACCAAAGUUACUGAUAGAAAUAUUGUCCUCGAGCAGACUACGAUGCUGACCUGUGCCUUGUAUAUUUCAAUAAGUGUUUUAGUAUUUAUUUAUUGAUGAUCUGUACGUUUUUAUAUUGUGAAUAAAGGAUAGAGCAACUUUUUAUGAAAAAUUA